GCCAUCAUUCCAAGGUACUCUCGAGGCUCGUCCUGACGUGUUUUCUGUGUGUGUGAGCGCCGUGGAGCAGCAAAAUUUUCCAGCGGUGAAAAGUCCUUGAAGGGAAAGUGUGGCCGCUUGAAACCCCUUCGGAACGGAAAUCGGACCAGCUUUCCAUUUUCGGAAAAUCCUACGAGUGACCGUGUUUGUGCAGCAGCGCAACGCCGAACCAGAUCUCAGUUAGUGUGUCGUUUUGAGUAAGAACCAGCAGCAGCAGCAGCAACAGGAUGGGUAAGGAGAAGAUUCAUAUCAACAUCGUCGUCAUCGGACACGUCGAUUCCGGCAAGUCCACGACGACCGGUCAUCUGAUCUACAAGUGCGGUGGUAUCGACAAGCGUACCAUCGAGAAGUUCGAGAAGGAGGCCCAGGAGAUGGGCAAGGGUUCGUUCAAGUACGCCUGGGUGCUGGACAAGCUGAAGGCCGAACGUGAGCGUGGUAUCACCAUCGAUAUCGCCCUGUGGAAGUUCGAGACGGCCAAGUACUACGUGACGAUCAUCGAUGCCCCUGGACAUCGUGAUUUCAUCAAGAACAUGAUCACCGGAACGUCGCAGGCCGAUUGUGCCGUGCUGAUCGUUGCCGCCGGUACCGGUGAGUUCGAGGCCGGCAUCUCCAAGAACGGCCAGACCCGCGAGCAUGCCCUGCUUGCCUUCACCCUCGGCGUCAAGCAGCUGAUCGUCGGUGUCAACAAGAUGGACUCGACCGAGCCGCCGUACCACGAGGCCCGUUUCGAGGAAAUCAAGAAGGAAGUCUCGUCCUACAUCAAGAAGAUCGGCUACAACCCGGCCUCGGUCGCGUUCGUCCCGAUCUCCGGCUGGCACGGAGACAACAUGCUCGAAGCAUCGGACAAGAUGCCCUGGUUCAAGGGAUGGGCCGUCGAGCGCAAGGAAGGCAAGGCUGAGGGCAAGUGCCUGAUUGAGGCCCUGGACAACAUCCUGCCGCCGUCGCGUCCCACCGACAAGGCUCUGCGUCUGCCGCUGCAGGACGUGUACAAAAUCGGCGGUAUCGGAACGGUACCAGUCGGUCGCGUUGAAACCGGUAUCCUGAAGCCAGGUAUGGUCGUCGUGUUCGCCCCGGUCAACAUCACCACUGAGGUCAAGUCGGUCGAGAUGCACCACGAGGCGCUGUCCGAGGCCGUGCCCGGAGACAACGUCGGCUUCAACGUCAAGAACGUCUCGGUGAAGGAGUUGCGCCGCGGUUACGUCGCCGGCGAUUCCAAGGCCAGCCCGCCGAGGGGUGCCGCGGACUUUACCGCCCAGGUUAUCGUUCUGAACCACCCGGGUCAGAUCGCCAACGGUUACACCCCGGUGCUCGAUUGCCACACCGCCCACAUCGCGUGCAAGUUCGCCGAGAUCAAGGAGAAGUGCGAUCGCCGUUCCGGCAAGGUCACCGAGGAGAAUCCCAAGUCCAUCAAGUCGGGUGACGCCGCCAUCGUCAACCUGGUGCCAAGCAAGCCGUUGUGCGUCGAGAGUUUCCAGGAGUUCCCGCCGCUGGGACGUUUCGCCGUGCGUGACAUGCGUCAGACCGUGGCCGUCGGUGUCAUUAAAUCGGUCAACUUCAAGGAGGCCACCGGUGGUAAAGUAACCAAAGCCGCGGAGAAGGCCCAGAAGAAGAAAUAACUAGAGACAGCGGAACACCCGAGUACAGUAGCGGCAGCAAACAGCACUGCUAGCAGCAACAACAGCAACACUACUAUUACUACUAAUAAACCAACCCAAUUCUCAACAUUGUUAUUAUUGAAUAAUGAUGAACGAAUGCGGAUCUUUAUUGACGCUGCAAUCCACCCGGUUGCCGCCAAUAGAAAUCAUCCAUUAUUAUUAAAUAAUAAUCUAAGAAGUAAUAUUAAUCAUAAACUACAACUUAAUAAUAAUCGUAAUAAUUUAAACAAAAACACAAAGAAGAAAAAUCAGGCCGGCUGGUGCAGUGGAGAGGAUUUUAUUGGUAACAUUGCUAACAACUCUACAACAACACCCAUGGCAGCAACACGAUCAUCACCAUCCCCAGCAUCCCUAAUGACUUGCUUCAACCAACUGACUACAUCAUCCCUCUCGACGGUCCUUUCCGCCUCGAACAACGAGGUCUGCAGCAGCAACGAUUACUCAUCGCCAUUAUCAGCAUCAUCUGCAAACAAGACUAAUUUAUUUUACCACCAUAGAAAGGCAUUUCGAAGGAAAGAAGACCUGCACGAUGUGAUGAUCAUCGCCAACAUUACCAUAAUCGCCACCAUUGAGUAUGUCCUUUUGCUGACCUACGCCACUAUCAUCAUCCCUAUUGCUAGACUAGCUGGUUCUACUAAUUGCGUGUCCACCAUUCGGUCCUGAUGCAGCAGCAGCAACCCGCUACGAAUGUGUGCAAUACCAAAGAUAAUUUUACGAUGAUUCGAUUAAGUUUACUCGUUUAGGCAUUAACUUCUAGUUUUGCGUUUAGAAAAGACAUGAUAAGUUGAUUUGUACAACCAACCUGUUGGAAAGGAUCGAGAAAUAAAGCGAUGAGCGGAGAGAUGGAAACAAGCACAAAAUUGGCUGAUUUUUGCAAACUAUUUGUGAUAUUUAAACCGCUGUGUUUUUUCUGUAAGAAAUAUUUUUUCAAACCAUGAAAAUCUAAUUUUCGUUAAAGGAAAAAACAAGCUAAAGCAUAAAAGACACCCAACAAAAACACCCAAAACGCAACUCCCCCCACAAAAAGUGAGAAUCGUGCUGCUACAAAAAAUAAGAAAAUA
Culex pipiens pallens (northern house mosquito) is the source of this 2755-nucleotide messenger RNA. Its product is annotated as elongation factor 1-alpha. Gene Ontology annotation, molecular function: GTP binding; translation elongation factor activity; GTPase activity. The transcript is spliced from 4 exons. Gene Ontology annotation, biological process: translation; translational elongation. The coding region runs from base 267 to 1655 and encodes 462 amino acids. NCBI's taxonomy places the organism in Eukaryota, Metazoa, Arthropoda, Insecta, Diptera, Culicidae. The record is from RefSeq and is a predicted model, not a curated record.